AUGUCCGACAGUAUAAGAAAAGGAAGCGAAUUAUCGAAGUCGAGAACUCUAGAACUUCUUAAAGAAGCAAGUGAACUCGAUCUGACCUCCCCGUCUCAAACACUAUCACGAGGGGAACUUCAGCAUCAAUACGAAAUUAAAUUGCGAAUCGUCAAGGAGAAGAUCGCACAUCUCGAAUAUUAUGCUGGGUUACUCGAAACAGCUAAUCAAAAUUGGCUGGAUAAUAUUCAGAGCUUGACAAUAGCAACGAGGAGAAAGGAAGAGGAGACGAAAUACGCCAAUAUGGUUGACGAUCCACAAGGAGAUGCUUUGUUAUCUGUAAGAGGUUAUGAUAUAGCGCCAGAAAACUACGAUGUUAUAAUAGGUUUACUAAAAGAGAAAUAUGGUAAACCUUUCCUUAUAAAGAAAUCACUCUACAACGAGUUGAAUACCAUCAAAAAAAAUGACCGAGAGUGGAAAGCAACCAUAGAAGCCAUGGAGAGAACAUUUCGACAACUGGAAGCUAUAGGUGAAAAUUUAGAGCAUUCAAGCAUCGAAAUUACAAUUGAAAAUAAACUACCAGCGUGGAUAAUUGAUAAAUUAUACCAAUUGAAAGAGGAUUCGACGAGUUGGAAAAAUUUCUAUAAAUGGGAAAAGGAACCAUGCGUAUUUUGCAAUAAGGACCACUGGAACAAUGAAUGUAACAUCUAUCCCACUCUCAAACUCCGGAUGGAACGUUUGAGAGAAAUCACUGCAUGUUUCAAAUGUUUACGAAAAGGACAUGCAACAAGUGAUUGUAAAAAAGGGAAACCUUUGUGUUUCCAUUGUAAAAGUCCACACAAUACAGCACUGUGUCCCAACAACUACAAGGAACUCACGCAAGCAGUGGAUUCCAACAAAGAAAGGUUGGGUUCAGUCACAAUCGCUAACUCCAUUACCGAAAAAGGAAAUCAAUGGAAAAAGCGAACCUUACUGUUAUGUAAGGAAAUAAAUGUAACCAAUCCAAAUCGCCCAAAAAUCCAACAAAAGGCUUUAAUUCUAUUCGAUAUUGGUUCUCAAUUAUCGUUCAUAUCAAAGGAUUUGGCUUAUCGAUUGAAUCUACAAGAAACUAACGAGAUGGAAAUAAAAAUUGCUUCAUUUGGUGAUAAGACGCCAAAAACGUGUAUCACUACUAAACUGAAAUCGGAGUAA
Messenger RNA from Brugia malayi, 1170 nucleotides. RefSeq lists its product as uncharacterized. The record is from RefSeq and is a predicted model, not a curated record. The transcript has 3 exons. Gene Ontology annotation, molecular function: zinc ion binding; nucleic acid binding. The coding region runs from base 1 to 1170 and encodes 389 amino acids. Lineage: Eukaryota; Metazoa; Nematoda; Chromadorea; Rhabditida; Onchocercidae.